This is a messenger RNA of Orbicella faveolata, 1314 nucleotides long. Its product is annotated as fibril-forming collagen alpha chain-like. The record is from RefSeq and is a predicted model, not a curated record. NCBI's taxonomy places the organism in Eukaryota, Metazoa, Cnidaria, Anthozoa, Scleractinia, Merulinidae.
GGGGCAACAAGGGCAACAUGGGCAACAAGGCAAAAGGGCAACAUAGGCAACAAGGGCUACAAGGACAACAAGAGCUACAUGGGCAACGGGGCAAAAGCGCAACAUGGGCAACAUGGGCAACAAGGGCAACAAAGGCAACAUGGGCGACACAGGAAACAUGUGCAACAGGGCAAAAGGGCAACAUGGGCAAAAAGGGCCACAAGGGCAACAAGGGCAACAUGGCCACCAUGGCCAACAAGGGACACAUGGGCAACAUGGCAACAUGGGCAACAAGAACAACACACCCAACAAGGGCAACAUGGGCAAGAGGGCAACAAGGGCAACACGGGCAACAUGGCCAACAUAGGCAACAUGGCCAACAUGGGCAACAUGGGCAAAAGGGCAAAAGGGCAACAUGGGCAACAAGUGCAGCAUGGGCAACAUGGCAACACAGGCAACAAGGGCAACAUGGGCAACAGGGGUAACAUGGGGAACAAGGGCAACAGGGCAAAAGGGCAACAGGGCAAAAGGACAACAGGGGCAAAAGGGCAACAUGCACAACAAGGAUACCAUGGGCAACAUGGCAACACGGGCAAAAAGGGCAACAAGGGCAACAUGGGCAACAUGGGCAACAGGGCAAAUGGGCAACAAGGGCAACAUGGGCAACAAGGGCAACAGGGCAAAAGGGCCACAUGGGCCAUAAGGGCCAUAGGGGCAACAAGGGCAACAUGGGGAAUGGGGCAAAAGGGCAACAUGGGAAACAUGGGCAACAAGGCCAACAAAGGAAAGACGGGCAAUAUGAGCAACAUGAGCAAUAGGGCAAAAGGGCAACAUGGGCAACAAGGGCCACAAGGGCAAGCAGGGAAACAUGGGCAAUGGGGCAACAGAGCAAUGUGGGCAACACGAGCAACAAGGGCAACAAAGGCAACAUGGGCAACAUGGACUACAUGGCGUGGACAACAAGAGCAACAUGGGCAACAAGGGCAACCGGUCAACAAGGGUAACAUGGGCAACAAGGGCAACAUGGGCGACAGGGCAAAAGGGCAACAAGGCCAACAUGGCCAACAUGGACAACAUGGACAACAGGGCAACAAGGGCAACAUGGCCAACAUGGGCAACAGGGCAAAAGGGCCACAUGGGCCACAUGGGCCACAAGGGCCACAGGGGCAACAAGGGCAACAUGGAGAACAGGGCAACAGGGCAACAUGGGCAACAAGCGCAACAAAGGAAACACGGCCAACAUGAGCAACAUGAGCAAUAGGGCAAAAGGCCAACAUGGGCAACAAGGGCCACAAGGGCAAGAAGGGAAACAUGGGCAAUGGGGUAACAGAGCAA